ACAACUUUGAAGGCAGCGUUUUCGCGCCUAUCAAGACAUUUAUAACGAUUGCGAUACGCUCUGAAAUUACAUCCGUCAGUUCAGUAAACGACUGAUUUUAGCGAAAAGCGCUGCAACCGGCAGUUUCAUGCGACGUGUCCCACGAGCACUGCGCCGUGACGUCACCGAGACGGUAGAAGGUGCUCCCUCUCCUCGAAGCGAGAAGGACGCGCUAUAGGGUGUCGACUGUCAGUCAGGUGAUUGCCGAGACGAGCGUGCAGUCAGUGUCACCGUCAGAAGCUGCGAGGAGCUAUGAGCGGGUACCUGGGCAGCUUAAGCGACCGCCAGCAAGCCGCGUUAGAUCAGUUUCGCAAUGUAGUGGAGGACGUGCGGAGGGCCACGGACACAGACGCAUUCCUACUUCGCUGGCUGAGAGCGCGGGACUUCGACGUGACCAAAGCGGAGAAAAUGUACCGUCACCAUCUCGAGUGGAGGAAAGAGAAUGGAGUGGACGACAUGCUGCAUAGCUAUGAGAUUCCUGAGCUUGUGAAGGAGAACUUUCCUGGCGCAUUCCUGCACCCGGGAAAAGACGGUCGGCCUGUGUGGAUAUUUCCAGUGGGCUUAGAUGUUCACGCGCUCCUGCAGGCGUUGACACCCACCGUUAUGAGGCGUCACACCGUCUACCUCACUGAGCAAGCGGAAUAUCUAAAACGGGAUUCCUCAAAAAAGAUGGGCAAAGAAAUACACAGUCACUACUUUGUGGCUGACCUGGACAAGUUAAGAUUGCGACAGGUAUACUCCUGGCAAGUGUUAAAAGCUGCAAGCUAUACUCUACACAUACUGGAAGAACUGUAUCCCGAGAGCGUCGAAACGUUUAUUAUCAUCAACGAAGACGGUUGGAAGGAGCGCCUCCUGGAGAUCGUGGAUGCGGCAAUUCUUCCCGCCCACUGGGGUGGAAACAUGGUGGGGCCCGACGGAGACCCGAUGUGCAGGCACAAGGUGAACUACGGAGGCAGGUUUGAAGAAGGCGCAACGUCUGCAUCAUACGACUCCGUGUUCGAUGAAAAGGACGCGCAGCAGCAGACCAUCGGCCGCCGGGACCGCUGGGAGCUGGCGGUUGACGUGGCGGAGGCGGGCGCACGGCUCAGCUGGCGUUUUCAGACGGCCACUGGUGACUUGGCCUUCGGUCUGCGCGAUCGCUGCGGGCAGGCUCUGGUCCCCCUGCAACGCCUUGAAGCAUGCAGCCUCGUACCGCAGGAGGGAGCCUGGCACUGCGACACUCCCGGAACGUAUGUGCUCGAGUUCGACAACACCUACAGCUGGCUGAACGACAAGACGCUGGCGUACAUCGUGAACGUAGACAGCCCAGAGCAGUUUCCUUGAUGGCCAAUAAACAACGGAACAAAUAUAUGUGACUUCCUAUA
This is a messenger RNA of Dermacentor silvarum, 1403 nucleotides long. Its product is annotated as SEC14-like protein 2. Gene Ontology annotation, cellular component: cytoplasm. The transcript has 11 exons. The record is from RefSeq and is a predicted model, not a curated record. The coding region runs from base 292 to 1362 and encodes 356 amino acids. NCBI's taxonomy places the organism in Eukaryota, Metazoa, Arthropoda, Arachnida, Ixodida, Ixodidae.